AUGGGAAACUCCAAUUGUAGUUUUUAUUCUGCUUGUUAUUCGGGUCAUAUUGAUACAGUCAAAAAAAUGUUAACAACAAUGAAAUUAAAAGAAAUAAAUCGUAUAGAACUCAAUGGUAAUACAACAGUACAUGUGACUGCUUCGAAUGGACAUUUUGAAAUUAUUGAAUUGCUUCUUAAGCAUGGAUGCUCGACUACAACAACUAAUAAAGAUGGGAAAACUACAGCGUAA
Messenger RNA from Rotaria sp. Silwood2, 231 nucleotides. The record is from the annotation of a GenBank genome assembly. Lineage: Eukaryota; Metazoa; Rotifera; Eurotatoria; Philodinida; Philodinidae.